AUGUUCGGUUUAGGAGGUGCCCCCCAAGUUUCGUCCCAGCAAAAAAUCCAGGCUGCAGAGGCAGAGUUGGACAUGGUCACUGGCAUGUUCAACUCUUUGGUUGAGCAAUGCCACGCCAAGUGUAUCAACAAGUCCUACGCUGAGGGCGAUGUCUCCAAGCAAGAGGCUGUUUGCUUGGACAGAUGUGUUUCCAAGUACUUUGAGACCAACGUGAAGGUUGGCGACAGCAUGCAGAAGUUGGGCCAGUCUGGUUCUUUCAUGGGCAGAUAG
This is a messenger RNA of Australozyma saopauloensis, 270 nucleotides long. It is a transcript of the gene TIM10, whose product is annotated as protein transporter. Lineage: Eukaryota; Fungi; Ascomycota; Pichiomycetes; Serinales; Metschnikowiaceae. The record is from RefSeq and is a predicted model, not a curated record. Gene Ontology annotation, biological process: protein insertion into mitochondrial inner membrane. Bases 1 to 270 code for a protein of 89 amino acids. The transcript has a single exon. Gene Ontology annotation, cellular component: mitochondrial inner membrane.